Saxophila tyrrhenica is the source of this 1284-nucleotide messenger RNA. RefSeq names its product APC5 protein. Gene Ontology annotation, cellular component: anaphase-promoting complex. The record is from RefSeq and is a predicted model, not a curated record. The transcript is spliced from 2 exons. NCBI's taxonomy places the organism in Eukaryota, Fungi, Ascomycota, Dothideomycetes, Mycosphaerellales, Extremaceae. Bases 1 to 1284 code for a protein of 427 amino acids. Gene Ontology annotation, biological process: protein K11-linked ubiquitination; anaphase-promoting complex-dependent catabolic process; positive regulation of mitotic metaphase/anaphase transition.
AUGCCUCGCUACCUAACGCCAACGAAGAUAUGCCUCCUCGUGCUCGUCGAGCUGUACGCUUCAGACGAGAUCCCAGCGACAGCACGACUGGACGUCCUCAGCUUCAUUGCGUCUCACAUCAACCCGCCUUCAGAGUACGAUCAGUUCAGUCUAGAAGAUCGAGCUCAGGUCUCCUCUAACGACAUCACUUCCUUCUCCUCCAUCUUGUCACAAUGGCCCUCGAAGAUCCCAGGUCGUUCACUUUACGACAGGUUCCUCAACGACGCGUGGACGCUGCAUGAUCUCGAUGCUCUACACGUCUUCUUUGAGCGCGUCAACAAUGUCGUUGCCCCGGAGCAUCCGGAGAGACCCGAAGUCGCGGCGAAGAGCAUUUCUCGUGCCUCGCCGUUGGGACAGUUCAUCCGCCGGUGUUGCGUCGAGUUUACGCGUCUGCAGUUCUCCGAUUCACAGGCGUUAUGUGCGGCUUUAGCGACCUACCGUGCUCCCUCCUACCAGAAAUGGGCCACCAGGAAUCCAGACGCUGCUCGGAACCUCCAGGACCAGCCGUCGUGGGCCACUGCACCCUCGCAAGGUGAGCUGUCCCAGGAUCAGCAGACGGAAUCACUGCUUCACACCAGCGCAGAUGACACCGGCACACUGCUUUCACUCUCUAUUCACCAGCUCCAGAAACUCGGCACCCGUGUCUCUCCAUCCCUGAAGCGCCAGCUCUCGACCUGGAUCAGCGACAUCUACGACUCCUCCGCUCAGUCUCUCCAGCACUUCCUCCACUUUUUCGAGUGCUGGCGAGCUGGCCAGUACGAAGGUGCCUUGGAGAACCUGCACCGAUACUUCGACUACAGCCUCGUCGGUCGAGGAGCAGAUGGUGCAGGCGCAAGGGGCGCCGAAGGAGCUGUUGGUGGAGGGAUGGAGACGUAUUACCAGUAUGCAUUGCUGCAUUUGAGCGUGCUGCAUGCAGACUUCGAACGGUGGGGCGAGUGUGUGGACGCACUGGGAGAGUGCAUUGGGACUGCAAGAGAAAACAACGAUCCGACCUGUCUGAACUUCGCUCUCUCAUACCUACUUUACCUCCGGCAAGCACAUCCCAACACCGAAAAUGCCGCCACGUCACUAUCAACACUUUCGCGGCUGAUUGGCGGCGGCACUAAUGACCAAGACGAGAUUGCUUUCUUGAAGACGAAGGCGAGGGAUGGCAGAAAUUGGGCGCUGUUGAGUCAGACUCUUCUCGAGGAGGGAAGGGGCGAGAUGGGCGGCGUGAGUCUUCCUUCACUAGUUCGAGGCUUUUGA